AGCUGAUGGGGCUGCGGCUAUCCUCCCUCGGGGUUACCUAAGCCGGCCAUGGCAGCCUACGUGGACCAGGCCAAUUCUCAGCCCCACCACCGAGACUGCUGCCUUCCUGGCGCUGGUUCUCUGCUGCUGCGCGGGACGGCCUGCCCGUCUGGUGUGAGUGGGCGGGCAGUGGGCUGGAGCUUGGCCCUUGACUUGUUCCCAAGCCGAAGUGCGGUCAUUACUCACUGUCAAGCUCUUCCAAGUAUUUUUCCUCGCCUGUUCCUGUUCCGUUUCCGAAACACCCGCCUCCUUUCGCCCUGAUCGGGCAUUCUUUUCUCUCUGCUUGCCCUCGUCUGGGCGCAGCCUUACCCGAAAUCGUUACAACGUCGCAACCUCCGCUCAACAUGGCGAGCCUCCCUGGCGCCAAUCCCUCCGGCCCAUCCGCGGGCGCUGGCUCAGAGCCUAGUGAUGCGCAGCUUUCCCCAGAGUCCCAAGCACCACCAGAAGAGACCCCGGCGCAGGCCGUGCGUUUUCGAUCUGUCGUCGAGGAAAUCGGCCCUCAGCUACCCGCCGCCGAGAACCCAGCUGGGGCGACUGCUUUCUCUGCCGAGCCCGUAGCGAGUGCAGCGAAAGCGCUAGGCGAUCCCGCCGAGGUCACUCCCACCCAGCUCAGCGCCCUUGCUCAGUCGCUGCAGGGCUCCCACCUCCACGACCGCCGCAUGAACAUAUUUUCUUUCCAGCCAGUUUCGUUGCCAGCCUCGAGGACUGUUUCCCAUGACGACGAAUCGAGAAUCGCCAGCCGACAGAACACCCGCAGCACUGCAGGACCGCCCCAAUCUCCCCUGCCGAGUCCAAGGGCCCCCGAAAUGCAGUCCCCUCCCCUCACGCCCGCCGCCACCGGCCAGACGGACGCCGAGGCCAGGCGGCAAAAGGAGCCCAAGUCCUCAAGCCGACACGACCUCAUCACACCUCAAGACUCGACCCAGGAGUCCUCUCCUCCCGCCUCUGCCCACCCGAGCCUGCGCCCCGAGCCACAAUCGUCCACCGAAGAUAUCCCCCGGCGCCCACGGUCGUCACAAGAGAAGGAAGCCCCGAGCAGGGUCGGCGGGCAUCGCAAGGGCAUGUUCUCCGCCGGGCCUGGGAGCCUCCCGGCCUCGAGGGAGUCAAGCCCCUCUCGUCUUGCGGCCUCGCAGCUGUAUUCCCGCCCUUUCACUCCCGACGGCGACGCAAACGACCCCUACGCGGCCCAUAGGCGGCCCCAGCAGAAAAACAUUGAGCCGCGCUUCCAAUUCUCCCUCAGCAAGAAGAAGCUGGGGUCCACGGCAUCCUCCUCCGCAAGUCUCCGAGGCUCUCCGGACAAGCGCAGCUCCGGCUUCUUUGGCAGCAAGAACACCGACCUCCACCGAGAACCUAGUUCUGCACCGACAAUCAACAGCAGACCGGGCUCGAUGGCAGACCUCAAGCGCUUCUUCAAAGUGGGCCAGAACAAGGUCCAGCGCUCUACGUCACCAUCGCCCUCGGUCAAGUCCACCAACAGGGUCGCCUCAGCUUCCAGGUCGCCUGCGCAGGUCCCGUUUGGCAGCGACCAUGGCCUCUCAUCCAAAUAUGGGAAGCUCGGCAAGGUUCUCGGGUCGGGCGCCGGCGGAUCGGUCAGACUAAUGAGGCGGGGGGAGGACAACACGGUGUUCGCGGUCAAGGAAUUCCGCCCGCGCCACACGUACGAGACGGAGAAGGAGUACGUCAAGAAACUAACGGCCGAAUACUGCAUCGGCUCGUCGCUUCACCACGGAAACAUCAUCGAGACGCUCGAUAUAGUCCAGGAGAAGGGCAAGUGGUAUGAGGUGAUGGAGUACGCGCCGUACGACCUUUUCGCCAUUGUCAUGACUGGCAAGAUGUCGCGCGAAGAGGUCACCUGCUCGUUCCUCCAGAUUCUGAGCGGCGUCACGUACCUGCACAGCAUGGGGCUUUCGCACCGCGAUCUCAAGCUCGACAACGUGGUUGUCAGUGAGCACGGCAUCAUGAAGAUCAUCGACUUUGGCAGCGCCCACGUAUUCAAAUAUCCCUUCGAGAAUGGGAUCAAUCUCGCCAAAGGCAUCGUCGGCUCCGAUCCGUACCUAGCACCCGAGGUCUACGAUGAACGGAGGUACGACCCUGCAGCGGUCGAUAUCUGGUCAUUGGCUAUCAUAUACUGCUGUAUGACGCUCCGUCGAUUCCCGUGGAAACUGCCGCGGAUGACGGACAACUCCUUCAAGCUCUUCGCGACCGAUCCAACCCCGGGCCAUGACCCAAAGAAACUGGUGCUCCCGGCCGCAAAGUCCACGACGGAUCUGAGCGAUACCCCGCACAGAGACAUUUUCGUCCAGGGCGAAAACAACAAGACCGCAGUUGACAGGGCGGCAAACCAGCCCUCGCCAGCACAACAGCAGCCACAGCAAGGGCAGGGCGAUGGGGCGGCGCCAGAGAGGCGGGAGAUCAUCAGGGGCCCCUGGAGGAUACUGCGGCUACUUCCCCGAGAGAGCCGCCACGUGGUCAGUCGCAUGUUGGCGCUCGACCCCAAGGAGCGAGCCAAGAUGUCCGAGAUUAUUGAGGACCCGUGGGUGGCAAACACCAUCAUUUGCCGACAGGACGGGCCGGGCCAGGUUGUUUCGGCUGAGGACCACACUCACGUCUUGGAACCACCCAGUAUCCCUUCCACAGCGCCGAAAUAGGAGAGGGAUGCCGUGGGAGGGCUUGCGCAGGACAGCCUCUACUCCUCCAAACACCUGUGGCACAGGACGCCGCCGUUUCUCGGAAGCAAGCCACGCCCUUCGAUCGUGUCGUUUCUGUGGACGCAUAAGGCAUGAUGGCUGCGGUGGGAGGCAUGCUAGGUGGUAGGGUAUGCGUUGACCCACAGACCGAAGAUUUUAAUAUUCCGCGCUCUUUUUCCUUGCGCCGAGCCAUAGGCCCAGAUCAGCGAUGGCGGUGCGCAUCAAUUUGCCGCUGAUCCAAAGGGAGCUCCUCGACCUUUGAUCGAAGAUGAGCCAUCCCCCGUCAUGGCUGAGAAUCAGCGAUUAAUGUUUUAGCGUUUGGUGUAGGAAAGGGAUGGAUGGUGUGUUUGAUUAUUCUUUCCUCUUUUUCUCCUUUUUUUUUCAGUCUCUCGACUUACUUUUAUUAGGCUGAUCGGCUCAGGGGCAUUAGAAUCGUCGCCAUAAAACACGGUACUGAGUUGGAUACCCUCUUAUGGGACCUCCCAGGCAUUAAUUGCCACGGUUAAAUGAUGCUUAUUUAGAUGAUUGUUGAGUCAAGUCUUGCAUUUUUUUUCUUUCUCCCUGCGCCUUUCUUAUCCUCGUUUGGCUUGAGACGAAGAGGAUCGGGAAGGUGAACUUCUCCCUAGUUCACAUGUGGACUUUAGACUUGGGCUUGGGGAAGUAGAAAUCACCCAGCUAGCUUCAAGCGGCAACCAGGGUGAAACCUGAGACUUGCAAACCACUCGAACAACUCUUUUCUGUCCCAAAUCUGGUCAGGCAUCUCAUGCUGAGAGAAUAGGGUUGUCGGGUUAGGGUUAAAGACUCCUGACCCCGGCACAGCUCGGCUGACGGAAUUGACGCCCGGACCACCGAAUUUGCAGAAAAAAAGU
Messenger RNA from Gaeumannomyces tritici R3-111a-1, 3595 nucleotides. RefSeq names its product HAL protein kinase. The transcript has 5 exons. Lineage: Eukaryota; Fungi; Ascomycota; Sordariomycetes; Magnaporthales; Magnaporthaceae. The record is from RefSeq and is a predicted model, not a curated record. Gene Ontology annotation, molecular function: protein serine/threonine kinase activity; ATP binding. Bases 384 to 2687 code for a protein of 767 amino acids. Gene Ontology annotation, biological process: protein phosphorylation; intracellular signal transduction.